Molecule: messenger RNA, 1113 nt
Organism: Dermatophagoides pteronyssinus (European house dust mite)
Lineage: Eukaryota; Metazoa; Arthropoda; Arachnida; Sarcoptiformes; Pyroglyphidae
Product: ATP-dependent RNA helicase DBP4-like
Source: RefSeq, a predicted model, not a curated record
GACGACCUGCCGAUGCACCCGCAAGUGCUACGCUCGCUGCAGAAGUUUGCGCGAAUGAGUCUCGUUCAGCUCAAGACGCUGCCGUACGCGCUAAACGGCUUCGACGUCUGUUGCGAAGCGCCUACCGGUUCGGGAAAGACGCUGUGCUUCGUACUGCCGAUUCUCGAGAGCAUGCUGGAUGCACAGUGGACGCGCGACGCAGGCACUUUCGCUCUGCUGCUGGCUCCAACGCGCGAGCUCACUACGCAAAUCUUCAACGUGUUCCGCGACUUCAACACGCUGGAUGUGAGUCUCAUGGCAGUAUACGGCGGCAAGUUUUUUCGUAAAGAAGCCGCUUUCUUAAAAGGAAUGGGCAUCGUGGUAGGCACGCCGGGUCGCGUGAUCGCGCACCUCGAGAAGUCGUACAACCUGGACGUCUCGCGACUGAAGUAUCUCGUGCUAGACGAGGCGGACAAGCUGAUCGAGGUUGGCUUUCAGUCGACCAUCAUGGACAUCGUGUCGCACUUGCCGCCGAAAGAGGAUCGCGUGAAUCUGAUGUUCAGCGCAACACUGCGAGGCUCGGUCUCCGCGCUGAUCAAACAGCUCUGUCGCGAUGACUGCAUCAAAUCUGUAUACUGCCUCCCGAGCGCUUCGGAGCAACUCGCAGUGAACAGCAGCGUGCGUCACGCGUUCGUCGUCAUCCCGCUGGAGCACAAGCUCAACUACUUGCUGCAGUUGCUGCAAAAACACUCGCAGCAAAAGUGUCUGAUUUUCUGCUCGACUGUGAAACAGGUGCGGUACUUGUUUGAGAUUGUGACUCGGCUGCGGACUGGCGCGAAGAUUUACGAAUUGCAAGGCUCGAUGAGUCAGGCAAAGCGCAUCACGAUCUACUCUGAGUUCAUGAACAAGACGAAGAGCGCGCUACUCAUCACAACGGACUUAAUCGGCCGCGGAAUCGACUUCACCGCGGUCGACCUCGUAAUCCAGCUGGACUGUCCGGAGAACGAGAAGACUUAUACGCACCGAGCUGGCCGCACCGCGCGCGGCCUCAACUACUCGGGCGACAACGUACUCCUUCUGCUGCCCUCCGAGACGCAGUUUACAGCCAAACUUGCAAGACACGGAUGUGUUUGA